This is a messenger RNA of Mesorhabditis belari, 960 nucleotides long. NCBI's taxonomy places the organism in Eukaryota, Metazoa, Nematoda, Chromadorea, Rhabditida, Rhabditidae. The record is from the annotation of a GenBank genome assembly.
AUGAGCUCGGCUCCAAGCCCCACUCCACACACAACCACUCUACCACUAUCUCCACUUAAUGUUAUCACAUCUGGUCUUCAACUUCCGUCAAUUCCCGUAACUUUAGACGAAUCCGUAAUGCAAACUUGUCAACAGACAAAUCUUGAGCUUUUACUUCAACGAGUCGGUUUAUAUGCGACUACCGGCUUUCAACUUCCAUUCGCACAACUUCCACAGACUUCACUUGUUUCCCCACUUGAGCUCAACCAAAUGACUAUUGCUGGUUUUUCUCAACUUGCUACCUCGCCAUUAAGCAAUGCUUCAACGUUGUCCACCCCUUCUCUAGCUGCUUCAACUCCAACGAUGACCACGGCGCCGAUCAACGCUUCUCAAAUGCCCACUCCAUCUUUUCAUCUACCACUUCCACAAGCUAAUCUCACGUUGGCUUCUGGCUUUGUGGCGCCUAUUCCACAAAUCAUUACACCAAUGCCGUCGGUCUCGGUCUCUCCUCCAAAUGCUUCAGCUUCUACUUCUUCUAUGCCCCAGACGAGCUCCACAAAACUUCGUCUACUUCAAAGGCCUUAUAAGGACGAGCUAGCGGUUCCUAGCUGUUCUUUCAAUCGGCGACAAUCUGCUCCUGAACAGUCGAUUCAAAUCAUCUCACGUGCUUCUGAAAGACGACGCUAUUCUGAUUUCUCGAUUGACGCCCUUUUGAGAGCGCCCGCACAGCAAAGAGCGCUCCGGGGAGAUGAGAAAAAGAACAAUCGAAAACAGCGAACGAUUUAUGGGUUAAGACAAACGGAAGUUCUGGAGGAGGCCUUUCACUCACAGCGCUACAUGGUUGGAACAGAACGGGAAACACUGGCAUCGAGACUCGGGCUCAGCGAGGCGCAGGUUCGCGUAUGGUUCCAGAAUCGGCGCAGUAAACAACGCAAAAUGAAUCGACAAGCUGGCCAAAGCGAACAACCGGGAAGUCGACUC